Messenger RNA from Polistes canadensis, 1347 nucleotides. RefSeq names its product protein sister of odd and bowel. Gene Ontology annotation, cellular component: nucleus. The transcript is spliced from 3 exons. Gene Ontology annotation, biological process: embryo development; regulation of transcription by RNA polymerase II. Lineage: Eukaryota; Metazoa; Arthropoda; Insecta; Hymenoptera; Vespidae. The coding region runs from base 1 to 1347 and encodes 448 amino acids. Gene Ontology annotation, molecular function: RNA polymerase II transcription regulatory region sequence-specific DNA binding; DNA-binding transcription factor activity, RNA polymerase II-specific. The record is from RefSeq and is a predicted model, not a curated record.
AUGCAACAACAGGAUAAACAAGAAGAAUUGGAAGAGGAUCAACGUGGAAUAACGAUAAUGCCGUCAUCUUCUUCCUCGUCUAACACGACGACUAUCGCUAUGACGGAAGAGGAUCAUCGGCAAGUAGAUGCUGCUGCUACCAGUAUCGCUUUAGAAUCGAGUUUACCGAAUUUCACGCUUCACAGCGUUGCCCUCGGUCUACAGAGUGCAAUAUUGGCUGCCCUACAAAGGGCAGCCUUGUUACCACCCGAUCAUGCCGCGGUCGCUGCUUUGAAUCUUCAAGCACUCGAUACCUAUCUCACCCUUCAUCGUCUUCAAGCAAGCGGUGCUGUUCCUACGGCCGGUGUUAAUCAACAAAGAUGUUCACCGUCGUUAACCACAGAUUUGGUUGAUGAAACCAACGUCCUCCCGACAACGACCAACUCGACUAAUUCGAGAACCAUAACGACGAUGGUUGAUACUUCGAAAAAUGAUCAUCAUCAUCAUCAUCAUCAUCAUCAUCAACAGCAACAACUAGAAACCGAGCAACUUCUUCGAUCGAUCGACGAGGACGAAGACGGUGCUCGUUUGGAAUUCGUCGCGGAUCCGGAAGAAGAUUUGGCCCUCCUAGAAGAAGAGGAAUCCAUUUUAAGGGACACCGGAGCUGUCCCUAAUACGACGAACACCACCACCACCUCGUCUUCCUCACACUGUUCGUCAACAUCCUCGAUUUCUAAUAAUUCUUCUUCUACUACUUCUUCCAAUUCCUCAAAUAAUACCAAUCCUUCUCUACAAACAAAUUCAACCACCGUAGAUUCUGGUAUACAAAAAUCUUGUCGAGCGUCGAGACCGAAAAAACAAUUUAUCUGCAAGUUUUGUAGCCGACAAUUCACCAAGAGUUAUAACCUAUUGAUACACGAGAGAACCCACACAGACGAGCGACCAUACUCGUGCGAUAUUUGCGGCAAAGCUUUCCGACGGCAAGACCAUCUUCGUGAUCAUAGGUAUAUUCACAGUAAAGAAAAACCAUUCAAGUGCGCCGAAUGCGGCAAAGGAUUUUGCCAGAGCAGAACAUUGGCCGUUCACAAGAUUCUACACAUGGAAGAAUCACCCCAUAAGUGUCCGGUUUGCGCUAGAAGUUUCAAUCAAAGGAGUAAUUUGAAGACACACCUGUUAACGCAUACGGAUAUCAAACCUUAUCACUGUGCCUCCUGUGGCAAGGUCUUUCGAAGAAAUUGCGAUCUAAGGCGACACUCUUUGACCCAUAAUCUUGGCGUAUCAACGUCACCACCACCGCCAACUGGUGGGGGAGGAGGAGGAAUAGCUGUACCUGGCACGAGCACCGUUGUUCUUCAAAAGACGUCCUAG